AACGAUGCUUGUGAUAGACGGCGGAGUGGAGAAUCGUACGCUUAUCUCGGAUAAGGACGGAAUUACACAUCAUGGGAAACUUCAGAGCAACUUUGCCGUCAGUGUGUCCUUUAGAAGACUCAUGACUACUUGCCCAUGAGACAUGACAUCAUGGUUUAGCGACCCUCUCUUCUGGUUUGUGACGACGGCACUUGUAUUCCAAUGCCCGACCGAAGUCUCCUGCCCCGCCCGGGGGUCUCAUCAGUGCAUCUCUGACCAGGUUCAGCCCCAGACGAUCGGCAAGAGCACCCUGGUCAACUACGAGAGUGGGAGGGACAAGCGCUCGGCCGCCCCUAACCUAUUUCAACCAAUCAGAAUCACCGCCAGCGUUAUCAACCCGGAAGGCGUCGUCGACACGUCAGACACGGAGAGGUUACAGACCAUCGUUGAAGGAGCCGUAUCAAUCAUUCGCAAAGUUCUCAGAGUUGUGCCAGUGUCGGGCCCCUUGUUAAUGGCACGCUCAGACGAGGCUUGCUUGGUAACGUUCACCUCGGGUACCAACAUCGGAAAAUGUGCUCAGAUAUCCCGUGGCUAUGUUGGAGAAAAAUGCUUAGAUGAUUUUCUGAUACCAGAUGAGCACCUGCAGGGCUUAUGGACAUGGAACUCCACCUACCCGCACCCUGUACACCAGAUCUAUCCAGAUGGGGCAGGACUUGUCGACACUGAUACCGCGCUGUAUGUCAAGGCAGAGCACACUGCUCAGUGCUCAUCGGGACAAACUGUGGCCUAUGCAUCCUAUUGCAAGCUGGAUCAGAAUAAUCGUCCAAUAGCCGGCGUCAUCAACUUUUGCCCUGAGCACCUUAAAGACGACCUGUAUGACAAACCAAAAUUUAUUCUGCUGGCUGUCCAUGAAAUCUUUCAUGUUCUGGGUUUCUCCUCGUCUUUGUUCAACAAAUUCAAGGAAUGUUCUGAAUCAGCCGAUGGUCUGACUUGUAUUGAUCGAUGUACAACGACUGGAUCCGACUCACAGGGUAUGCGUCGACUCAUCACUCCUGCCGUCACUGCACAUGCUCAGAAGCACUUUGAUUGUCCUGAGUCUGGAUUCGGUGGCCCACUUGAGAAUCAGGGAGGCAAUGAUGGCAUCUCGUCCCACUGGGAGACCAGGAUGAUGUAUGGCUCCAUCAUGGCUCCUAUCAUCGAUCAGCCUCACCAGACAUUCCUAGACAACUUGACACUGGCUGUGUUUGAAGAUUCAGGCUGGUACCGAGUCAAUUAUGAGUAUGCAGAGGAGCUCACGUGGGGCAAGAACCAAGGCUGCGAGUUUGGGAGGGAGUCUAGGUGCCAGACCACAGCAGAUAGGUUCUUCUGCAAUGACAGUUCUUCUGGUUGCCACUAUCUUCAUCGAGAUAAGGCAACUUGCUCCAGCAAUGAUUACCUGGAUGAAUGCAGAGUCAUGAAGGCCAAUAACCAGGAUCAUUGCUCAGUGCCAGAAGAUGGAUCGUCUUCUGUCAAUGGUGAAGUCUUCCACAAUAACAGCAGAUGCUUUGUCAGCAAUGUUGUCAACAUAGAGAGUAUGGUGGAUCCGUGUGAUUUAGGCGGCGUCUGCUAUCUUACACGGUGCAACAACCAGUCGACCUCCUAUGAGGUGAAAGUAGGACAGGCAGACUGGCUAUCCUGUCCCAACAACACAGCCAUCACGAUCCCAGGCUACCAUGGAACGGUGCAUUGUCCCGCAACUGAGAUCAUCUGUCAACAGGAGACCUCAAUUCUUGACCUAGUGGAUGCAGAAUGUCAGUCCUGCUCCACCACUGCACCACCAACAUCACUUGAACAAAAAUCCACCCCCGCACAACCAGUUGAACAUACCCUGUGUGUGAGCCUGGAGUUUGGGGAGAUGGACUACUCCAUUGUGGAUGGGGAGGAGCAGAUGCUGGUCUUCAGUCAGGCUGUUGUCAAAGGCAUCUGUGAUGUCGCUGACAUACGCAAGAGUCGUAUCCAUAUACAAGAUGUUGCUCCAGGAAGCGCAUCACUGGAGAGAGAAGACUUGGUAUGCGUGACCUUUGACAUCGCUGAGGCAGGAGAGAGCAAUGACACGCCCGCCCAUGUGGCCUACUCGGAUCUAGAAGCAGCGGUCCUGUCCAACCAGAUGCAAAUACAGUACUUGAACAUGAACUACACUGCUGUCAGCAUACGAAUCAUCAGCAUUGAGGUGCCCACGUCCACUCAGCCUCAGACCACGACGACGGUGAGAAUCAGCGAAGGUGACCUGUCCACCUGGAUCGCCCUAGGGGCAUGUAUUUUCAUAUUCGUCGUGGUGAUUGUCCUUGGGUGUGCCUGUCACAGGGCCAAGCGCAACAAUGCCAUCGGCCCUUCCAAUGAUGAAUCUGUGGAGUCGGUGGCAGGGGAGCGUUUAGCAGGCAUGGCCUACGUAGUCCGAGAAAAGACUGUCACCAAGUUAUGAUGCAUCGAGGCUGAUGCCAUGUUAAGAGUGGCUCCACGUUAACACACCAAGUCCAAAGUCAUGAUCAGUAUUCAGAGCAAUUAUGUAAAACCCUUUAAAGGGGUUGUGGAACGCUGAAAGUCGUUUUGUUUUUUAUAUUUUUUUAUUGUAGAGUAGACCCAUAUAUAUCAUAAUGACAA
Patiria miniata (bat star) is the source of this 2619-nucleotide messenger RNA. RefSeq names its product leishmanolysin-like peptidase 2. Gene Ontology annotation, molecular function: metalloendopeptidase activity. The transcript has 18 exons. The coding region runs from base 143 to 2440 and encodes 765 amino acids. NCBI's taxonomy places the organism in Eukaryota, Metazoa, Echinodermata, Asteroidea, Valvatida, Asterinidae. The record is from RefSeq and is a predicted model, not a curated record. Gene Ontology annotation, cellular component: cytoplasm; membrane. Gene Ontology annotation, biological process: proteolysis; cell adhesion.